GUCAUCGCAGAGUCUUGUGGGAGUUGUAGUUCAGAACGCGGAGGGACCGCCGCACCACUGGAGGGAAAACCCUCAAUGGAACCGAACAUGGAGAGGAAAAGGUGGAAGACAAACAUUUGUCACAAUGGGUUUGGGCAGCCCCCAAGUAAACUACCCCGAGAAUCUCCGAGAGGGAGCGUGGCUGAGCUCCGGGGUGGAUACCCCAGGGACGGUGCACUGGAUCAUCACUCGUUCUUCAGUGACCUGGCGGACAGCGAGCGGCAGAGGACUGUGGUUUCGUUCCUCCUGAGACAUGGCGAGACAUUGGCCGAGACACUGGACAGGAUUGAGCUGGGAGGCAAGGAGGUCCAGUUAGUGGUCAGGGCCCUGAGGUCAGCCGCAGAGAUGGCCAGCAGCCGAGAGGAGACCAGGUCCAUCCUGCAGCCUGUGGUCCGCUCUCCUUUCCUGCUGAAGGGCUUACUCCAGUCCAUUGCCCGGCUGGAUCACUGCGGAGGGGAAGAGGUGGACGACCUCCUAGACUUUCUCCGACACUUGACCCUGGCUUUCCCCGAGAGUAUCCGAGACCGGAUCUCAAUCCCGGCCGACCUGCUGCAUUCCCGGCUCCAGCGCCUCCAGGGCCUGGGCUCUGAGCUCUCCUGGCCCCGGAAGAAGCAGCUGCAUGACCUGGAGCGCUCAGUCAAUGAGGCUUUCCCAGGAGCGGACACCGGGCGGCAAGGCGUCUUCAUCCAGGAGGAAGAGGCCAGAGAUUUCCGACACCUAUCCGUCUUCCCCAGCUCUCGGGAUAUGGUAGGAGCUGGGGAGCCCGGUCCACUGCUCCCCAACAGAGUGGAGGGAACCUAUCCGAGCACACUCUCCUACCUGGACACUCAUUUCCGCCUGCUGCGGGAAGACUUUGUCAAGCUGCUGAGGGAGGACCUGGCUACCUACCUGGCCCCGAGAAGCCGUUUCCUGCAGCCCUCCCCUGGCCUCAGGGUCUACAGCAACGUCCAGGUCCUGCACCCAGUCUGCCAGUGGGACGGCGUUGCCUACAAGACCUGCUUCGACCAGCCCCACCGUGCAGGCUGGUUGACUCCCAGAAGGUUGCAGAAGGGCUCCCUGGUUUGCCUGCUGGCCACUGAUUGCCGGGAGAUCUUCUUCGCCUCGGUCGCCAAGUCCGAUGCCAAGUGGCUGAGCCAAGGGCUGCUCCUCCUCAAGUUCUCCAUCAGCCACACCGAGUUGUCCAAGCUCAUAUACGGGCACCGCUUCGCCAUGUUGGAGUCGCGGGCGUUCUUCGAAGCUUACCGCCACGUGCUGCUCACGCUCCAGGCGAUUGAUGGUGACCAGCUCCCUUUCCAGAGGUACAUUGUGAAAUGUAAACCCUCGGUCCGUCCGCCUGCCUACCUCCGGCAACACGGUGUCACCCUCGAUCUGCUGCCCCUGCUCAGAAACGUCAAAGCAGGAGUCGACGCUGAGAUGGAGAGUGAUAUGGAGAGGGAGACAUCUCCGUCGAUGGAGUCAGGAUUGGAACUGGGCCUUACCACAGAGGCAUGUCCCAGCCUGAGAGUGGAACAGGAGCAGGAGACUGAGGAUUCCUUUGAUCUGUCCGAGGAGAGCAGUAGCCCAGCUAAUACCACCAUGGAGGACGCAGCACAGGAGAUGAGCUCACUGGAGGAGAGCACUCAACUUGUAGUCGGAAGUGACAAGAAGAUGGAGGAGCAGCUUCAUCCAGCAGCGGAGAGAAACUCUGGUUUUGCUGGACAGUUUAUCAGCAUUAACCACAGGGAGCUCCAGACUGCAGAGGACAGACCUGGCCCAACACCUGGGAAUGUUACCUUCACAGAGAGGGGCAGCUCAGCUGUGGAGAGCAUGGAUCUGAUGCAGCACAGGGGCACCUCAGUGGGGCAAGGUGGAAGCCCAACUGAGUAUGGCAAUACCCUGACUGGGCAUCGCAAUACCCCAAUGGGGCAAGGGGACAACUUCGCAAAGAACAACAUCUAUGAAGUGAAUCCAUUUCAACAAGAUUUCCGGUCUUUGCGAUGGUUGAAUCAUUUUGACAGGUCUCAGCUGAAGGCUCUUCAGAAGGCCCUGAAGCGGGAAUUUGCACUGAUCCAGGGUCCUCCUGGGACAGGAAAGACCUUCCUGGGGUUAAAGUUGGUGGAGUUGCUGCUGCAUAACCAGAGACUCUGGCAGGCAACCUUGGGGAGCCCGAGCCCCAUUCUGAUCGUCUGCAACACCAAGCACGGCCUGGAGCAGUUCUUGGAAGGGAUGCUGGAGUUUAAAUCCACAGGGAUUGUGCGCAUCGGAGGACUUUGCAAAAACAAGAAGCUUCAAAUGUUCUCCCUGGAGGCCCUUCGCAAGACCACAUUACAGAAAGUCCUGACUCCAACACAAAGGCGCAGGUUCAAAGAGCUUAAAGAGAAAAUUGAAUCCAUCAAGGAAGAUAUCGUCCAUCACUCCAAGAUUCUGGAAUUGCUGCCAGUGGGAAUCCUGCACGAGAAGGAGCUGGCACCAGAAAUAAGAGAAGACCUGGAAGAAGUUGGAUUGACAUUGGCCCCACUGGAGGAGUUGGUCAUCUUGAAGUGGCUGAAUAUUCCCCCUCGCCUCUGGCCACAGAAUAGGGCUGAGAGGAGGAUGUAUCACAGGGGACAAGAGACAGAACCCACCAGAUAUUUCUGCCCCUCUCCAAGAGCAACAUCACCUUCAAAUGUGUUGAACUCCAGAAACAGAUUCUGUGACGACGAUGAGGAGAUGGAAUGGGACCUGGACGGCAGCGAUCCCCGUGACCCUCCGUGUAGCACUGAGCAGUGGGCGGGAGAGGAGUUUGCAUACACCCUGGACUUUGACAUGAGUGAUGCAGACGCAAGGGCAAUUCAGAAAAAUUUGGGAAAUCAAAACAUCAUGCAGGAGGAGGAAGUUCGGAGCAUCCGGAAUGCCUGGGAGCUAGAUCUUAACGAUCGGUGGCGAUUAUACAGGAAAUGGAGAAUGGCCUACGAGGAGAAACUCCAAGCCUCCAUCAAUAACCAUGUGAAACUGUAUGAAGAGAAGACACAAGAACUGUCUGAGCUGAUUGUUGAGGAAGAUGCAAUGCUCCUGAAAACAGCUGAUGUGAUUGCCAUGACGACCACAGGAGCUGCCAAAUACCGGACCCUGCUGCAGAAGGUUGGGUCCCGGAUCGUUCUGGUUGAAGAUGCGGCUGAGGUGUUGGAAGCCCACAUCGUUGCUGCCCUGACUCCAUCUUGUCAACACCUCAUCAUGAUUGGUGAUUACAAGCAGCUCAGGCCGAAGUUAACAGAUCACACCAUGGGCUCUCAGUACCAUCUGGAUGUGUCCCUGUUUGAGCGGAUGGUUAGAAACAAGAUUCCACAUGUGCGGCUGACUCAUCAGCACCGAAUGAGACCUGAAAUCUCCCAGUUGUUGGUCCCAACUUUCUACUCCAGCCUUGAAGACCACAGCUCAGUAUUAGUUUAUGAAGAUAUCAAGGGCCUGGUGACAAAUAUCUUCUUCAUUGAUCAUCAGGUGGACGAGGAUCAGUGCACCCAAGCUGGAAGCUACAGCAAUGAACAUGAGGCCCAGUUCCUGGUGAGGUUGUGCCAUUACCUGCUGCAGCAGGGAUAUAGGGAGGAGCAGCUCACUAUCCUAACCCCUUACAUGGCCCAGAUGUGGAGGAUGCGCACCGUGGCCCGGGACCAUGGCAUGGCCUCUAUCUCCAUCAAGGCUAUCAAUGACUUCCAGGGUAAGGAGAGCGACAUAGUCCUCCUGUCGCUGGUCCGCAGUAACUGGGAGGAGAGCCCUGACGUCCCGGGGGACAAGAACCAUCUGUGUGUGGCCUUUUCCAGAGCCAAAAUGGGUUUCUACUGCAUGGGCAACUUCCAGAAGCUGCUGCAGGGCCCCGAGCGGAAGCUCUGGGAAUCAGUCCUUCGGCUGCUGAAGGCCAAGGGCCUGACGGGGAAGGGCCUUCCCGCGCCCUGCCCGAACCACCCAGCGAAGCACAUCGUCGUCGAGACCCCAGAGGGGUUUCACCGCUCCCCCGAAUGGACGUGCAGUGCUCCCUGCGGUGCCCUCCUGAGCUGUGGCCACUGCUGCCGCCGGCGCUGCCACUUUCACCGGCCGGGCCAGCGGCACAACCGCUGCAAGGAGCUCUGCGGGCGACCGCUCUGCGAGAGAGGGCACAGGUGCCUCAAGCGCUGCGGGGAGGCCUGCGGCCCCUGCAAGGAGGUGGUGGAGAAGGUGGUGCCAGAUUGUGGGCAUGUGCAGCGGGUAGAGUGCGGGCUUCCUCCGGGGGCCACGCCCUGCCGGCAGCCCUGCGCCAGGCUCCUGGAGUGUGGGCACCAGUGCCAGCAGCUCUGCAGCGAGGACUGCUCCGAGCUGCCGUGCCCUGCCAAGUGCUCAGAGACGCUGCAAUGCGGGCACCCCUGCGCGGGCACCUGCGCUAACUGCCUGCAGGGCAAGCUGCACCAAGGCUGCAGGAGGAAAUGCGGCCGGCCCCUCCUCUGCGGUCACCAGUGCAAGGGGCCCUGUGCCGAUAGCUGCCCACCCUGUCCCCUGUCCUGCAGUAACAGGUGCUGGCAUGGCACCUGCCAGAGGAGAUGCAGCGAGACCUGCGAGCCAUGCCUGCAGCCAUGCCCCUGGAAGUGCCGGCACCACCAGUGCAGCAGGGCCUGCUGGGAGGAGUGUGACCGCCCCCGGUGCAGCCUUCCCUGCGACCGCCUGCUCCCCUGCGGGCACCCCUGUGUUGGGCUGUGUGGAGAGCCGUGCCCCUCCCUGUGCCGCACCUGCCACCUGGAGGAACUGACCUCCCCUUUCUUCGGCUCGGAGGGCGACCCCGGUACCCGCUUUGUGUUGCUGGAGGACUGUGGCCAUGUCCUGGAGGCUGGCGGCCUGGACCGCCUGGUGGACGAGGGCCCUCGGCCCCUCUGCCCGGAGGCUUGCCCCAAGUGCGAGACCCCCAUCCGCUGGCACGGGCGCUACGCCAACGCCAUCAAGAGAAGGUGGCGUGGCAUCAACCAAAUGAAAACCAUUGUCCUGGGAAGCCCAGCUGAAGUGGGGGAGAUGAAGAAGCAGCUGACGGAUAGCAUUAUUGCAGCCUCCAUUAACCAGCAAUACAAGGAGCAGAGGUAUAACAUUCGCAAGAAGGUGGAGGCUUUGCAGACACUGCCGGAGCUGCAGGCCUUGGGGCGAGCUCUCGGCAUCUUCCAGUUCCUAGACACAGUCAGGAAGCUGGUGAGAGCGUGCCCACCAGAGGACCAGCUGAGCCUGGACAUCAUGCUAACCAAGGUGGACUGCUGGCUCGAUACCAAGGUGGUACCUUUCACCCAUCAGCAGCUGAGCGAAUGCAGGAACGAAGUUGCCAGGAUUUCCUACCUGGCCGACCUGAAGAGGCUGCUGCGUCAUUGUGAGGAGGAGGAGGAAGGCAGCAAGGGACGGGCGCAGGAGGUGGCAAAGGCUAUUGCCCCCCUCCUCAGGGACCUGGCUGGGAAACUGACGGAGGCGACAGAGCUGCGGCUGAAAGGAGCCAUGGAGAAGAUGGCGGGAAGCUACCCCGGCAUGGAGCUGUGGCUCUCCAGAGCUGAGCGGCUCUCGAUGCCCGAGGAUGUCGUGAGGCGAGACUGGUAUCAGUGCCCAAAAGGCCACCUGUACACUGUGGAAGAGUGUGGACAGCCAGGGGACCGCGAGGAAUGCCUGGAGUGUGUGCUGACGAUGGGUGGAGAGUGA
Stegostoma tigrinum is the source of this 5691-nucleotide messenger RNA. Its product is annotated as NFX1-type zinc finger-containing protein 1-like. The record is from RefSeq and is a predicted model, not a curated record. The coding region runs from base 76 to 5691 and encodes 1871 amino acids. Gene Ontology annotation, biological process: regulatory ncRNA-mediated heterochromatin formation. Gene Ontology annotation, molecular function: helicase activity. Gene Ontology annotation, cellular component: nuclear RNA-directed RNA polymerase complex. The transcript has 14 exons. NCBI's taxonomy places the organism in Eukaryota, Metazoa, Chordata, Chondrichthyes, Orectolobiformes, Stegostomatidae.